AUGGCGGUCAGAGUGCUGUAUGUGACAUGUGGAAUGGGCAGCAUCGUUGCUUUCGAUGUAGAAGUCCAGCUCAACGUCGCUGGUGGGGCCCGUCGACGUGCACACCUCGACGAGGCUGCAGAGGCUCUCCGAGAGGUGGGCAUCCCCGUGGGACGACCUCUGCGAGCCAUGCCUGCCGAGCUGGAGAGCGUGCCCGUCGUGUGCGGAGCAGCCCUGCCGCAGAAGCUCGGGCCCAGGCAAGUCUUGGCCCCCGAGCAGGCGUGGCUCCAGUACCAGGCUGCGCCCACCACCGUGGUCGGCACGUCCUCAGCGGCCUGGUCUGCCUGGCAGAGCCUCAUAGGAUGCCAGCCGCACUUUGCGUCCCGUGUCCCGCCCGACGCGUCGCCAAACUUUCGCACUACAGAACAGCGAGGGGCCACAUAA
Molecule: messenger RNA, 423 nt
Organism: Prorocentrum cordatum
Lineage: Eukaryota; Dinophyceae; Prorocentrales; Prorocentraceae
Source: the annotation of a GenBank genome assembly